CCCCCUUCAUAAAUACCUCUUGUUGGUAACGCCACAAACAUUGGCCCCCAAACUCCCGGUCGCCCCGCUCACCCCCUAGAUCUCUGAUGGAUCAGAAGAUUCAGGGGGGCACCGCCACUCCACCCCCCCUCCCCACCGCACUACCCGCUGGGGAGCGAGACAAGGAUGGCGGGGGUGGGAAGAAGGACGAGGAGGAGGAGAAGAAAAAGAGGGAACGGGAGAAGGAGUGCCCCCCGUUGGACUCCUCCAGUGCAGCCGGAGGGGUAGGAGGCGACGGGGCAGGAGGAGUAGCCCCCGGGGCCCCUGGCGGCGGCGGCGUGGACCAGUCUCACUUCUCCAUUAAGGAGAGCAGCCUCUCCGAGGGCAACGUGAAGCUCAAGAUCGGCCUGCAGGCGAAGCGCAUGAAGAAGCCCCCCAAGAUCCUGGAGAGCUACGAGUGCCGGCCAGCCUUCCGGGCCACCGUCCGGCACACCACGCCGCGUAGCAACGGCGGCUCCGGAAGUGGCCGGGGGGGCCGCACCGGGGCAGCGCCCGAGGGUCCCCCGGCCAACGCACACGUCGCACCCAGUCCCCCUCCUCCUCCUCCACCUCCUCCUCUUCCUCCUCCUCCUCCUCCGCCGCCGCCUCCUCCACUGCACAGCAGAGAGAGAGAGCGGGAGCCCAGCCCCCAGUGCCUCAACAGCAGGCCCAACCCGUCGCCUCCGGGCCCGGCCUCCGGUGCUGUCGCUGCCACGUCACCCCCCUCUGCCAUUCCUCCUGCGAGCUCUAGUGCCCCGUCGCCCUCCCCGACCAACGGGAAUAAUCAGGCCAAAAAGGGACUACCAAAGAUGGCCUGCAAGUCUAACGCCAAGCCAGACGGGAAAGCCGCCAGCCCCAUGCCCGAGAGACCCCUCAAUCUGCAUCGCUCCUCAUCAGACAGCAAAACACAUCACCCAUCACACUCUGGGAAGAGGGCCCCUACUCCCCAGACCAGCCCACUCACAUCCCUCUCCUCCGCACCGUCUAUGACCACACCGGCCUCGAAAGAGGCCAGCUUCCAAGGUGUCAAACCCGCUCAGUACACGUACAGCACUGAGAACCAGAGGGACAAGGACAGGGGGCUUCCAUGUUGGGGGGCCCCCACUGUCACAGAGAAGUUAGCCCAACUCAUAGCCACCUGCCCACCGUCAAAGACCCCCAAACCCACCAAGCCUACGAAGAUCGCCCCCUCGCCGGCGCUCCCGACGUCGGGCUUCAUGGCCCCGACCGCCAAACAGCGGGACCGGGCCAUGGCCAACCGGAACACGUACUCCCGGGUGGUCCACCUGGCGCCGCCCCCGCCCGUGUCGCGACCGCCCGGCCGCCCCUACGGCUCCCGGAACAAAGACAGCCUCGGCGAGGGCAAGUCCUCCGCCUCGGCGCCGCCCAGGAAGGAGGACGCCGACGGCAACGGGAGGUCGAGCGGCGGCGGCGGCGGCGGGAGCAGCAGCGGCAGCAGCAGCAGCGGCAACAGCAGCAACAGCAGUCGCAGCAGCAGCCCCGCGCCCUCCCACGGCCACGGCCGCCUGGGCCACAGCAAACACGAAGCGGCCGGCGGGAACCCCGCGAAACCGCCGCCCUCUCGCCUCUCCCACUGCUCGCCUCACAGCGCGCCGUCGCCGUCGCGGCUCGCCUCGUCGCCCCGCGCCGCCGCCUCCUCCACCGAGGAGAGGACGGGGGACACGUCGGGCCAGCACAGCGGCCCCGGCGCCGCACCGGGACACCAUCCACGGGACAGCCCAGCCCGGCAAGAGGAGAGCUGCCACCGGGAGAGGGAGCAGCACGACAGGCCGGACCGCCCCAGAGACCUCGCCAAGUGCCUCCCUCUUUUAGGCACGGGGAGGGCCGAGGGGAAGGAGCGCUGCUCCGGGGGCCAGUCGCUGCGGGCGGACCGGGGGAGCAGCCCCGGCCGGGAUGCCGGCCGGACCCUCCCCGCCGAGCUGACGAGACACAGGGGUGCCCCGCAUCCGGAGUCCGACGAGAGGGACGGCUCCCCGCUCCCACUCAGGCACGACUCACGGGACUCCUCCCCCGAUUCCCCGGCGGAGCAGGACAGCAAGCCCCUGAAGAAGCGAAGGGGCAGGAAACCCCGUUGGACCCGUAUUAUCAACAAGGCCCGGGAAGGCCAGGACGGGCCCGUGCCUCUGUCUAUGAGCAUGGACACGCCCCCUCCGGUGAAGAGGCCCGUCGGCAGGCCUCCCAACCCCAACAAGAUCAGACCAACUCCCCCGCCACAAAAUCCAAUGUCGCAUCUGUUCCCGCCCCAGCCGAGGAAACGGGGGAGGCCCAAGUCUAAAAUGCCCCGUCUGGAUGCUCCCCUCCGCGGGCGCCCCCCCAACAAGCUGGCCCCCUCCAAGGUCUACUCAUCGCUGCUCAAGUCCAAAGAAGAGCAGGACCCUCCGGUCCUCCACCCGGAGGUCGACCUCAACCCUCCCAAACCCAUGCCCAGGAAACGGGGCCGUCCCAAGCGCCUGCCCCCUACCCUCCCCCCCGAGGGUCAACCCCCGACACUGGCCCCCGAGGCGGGGGACGGAGGGGAGAAACUGUUCCACACCAAAGGCAACGGGCAGCUCAUCAUGAGGACAAUCAUAGGCAAGAUCAACAAGAUGAAGAGCGUGAAGAGGAAGCGCAUCCUCAGCCAGAUUCUGUUGGGCCCCGGGCCGGAGGAGACCUCCCGAGGCCCCGGCAGCAUGGCGGCAGGUUCCGCGGUCGCCGCCAAACAGUCGCUGACCUCGCUCGCGGCCUCGUUCGGGGGCAAGCUGGCGCCGCAGAUCAACGUCAGCAAAAAGGGGACGAUCUACAUGGGCAAGAGGCGCGGCCGGAAACCCAAGCUCCCCGGCGGCUCCAAGGACUCCAGUCCGCCCUCCGAGUCCCCCAGCAUCACCUCCCCGCUGCAUCACCACCACCACCACCACCACCACCAGUCCCAGCAGCACCACCAGCUCUCCUCGUCGGAGGUGUUCCCCUCCCCCUCGCUCUCCCAGUCCAGCGGGGGCCACAGCCCGGCCAGCGACGGCGGCGGCUUCGUGGAGCCGGGCUCGGUGCACUUUGCCGCCCACCCGCACUACCAGACGCAUCACGCCCACCACCACGGCCACCACUCGUUCCCCUUCGCCCCGCCCACCUUCUCGGCGCCCAAUCCCCGCAUCCAUGGCUCCUCGGCGGCGGCGGCCUUGGCAGCGGCCCAGAAGAAGUCGUUGUGCCGCGGGUUCCACCAGCAACAGCAGCAGCAGCAGCACCACCACCACGCCCAUUUCCGGCAGCACUACAACUACCACAAGCUGUCCCCGCCGCGGCCCCUGCACCCCACGUCGCCCGCCCCGCUCAGCGAGCUGAAGGAGGCCACGCCCUCGCCGGUCAGCGAGUCCCACAGCGAGGAGACGGUGCCCAGCGACAGCGGCAUCGGGACGGACAACAACAGCACCUCGGACCGGGGCGAGAAGGCGGGCUGCCUGGUGGGCGCGGCCCCGGGGCUCACCGCCGGACUGGGGGGCGGGGCCGGCCUGCUGAUGCCCGGGGUGAUGAGCUCGGCGAUGGCACCCGGGGGCCUCGGACUCAGCGCCAGGGGCCGCCGGCGGCACUCCUCGGCGGUGAUGCUGGAGCACCCCUCCCCCACCCCGUCCCCGCUCGGGGCCAGGUCACCCCCUGACCCGCGGCGGCCCCACCCGGCCGCCCCGGUCUCGGCCUCCUCCCUGCUGGGCCACAAGGAGAAGCACAAGCACAAGUGCAAGAGGCGGAGCCACGGCUGCCCGGGCUACGACAAGCUGAAGAGGCAGAAGAGGAAGCGCAAGAAGAAGUACCUGCACCUGCGCUCGCGGCGCCAGGACCCUGACUUCCUGGCGGAGCUGGACGAGAUCGUGGUGCGGCUGAGCGAGAUCCGCAUCGCGCACCGCGGCGCGGGCCACCGGCCGGGAGCCGGGAUGGGCCCGCACGCCGGGGCGGGCAGGGCGCCCGGGGCGGUAGGGGCCCGGGCCCCCGGGGGCCUCGGAGGCUCCGGCGGCCCCCCACCGCACCACUAUCUCUCCCGGGACCUGCUGCCCACCAUCUUCAGGAUCAACUUCAGCGGCUACUACUCGCCGCACCCGGCGUACAACUGCGACCCGCUGCACUACGUCCGCAAGCCGGACAUGAAGAAGAAGCGCGGGCGCCCGCCCAAGCUCCGGGAGGCCAUGUCGGACGUCCCCUACGUGCCGGGCCUGGGUUUCCCCCUGCCCAGCGGGGGGUUCUACCACCCCUCCUACGGCAUGCCCUACUCCUCCGGGCCCCUGGGCCUGGGCUACUACCGGGGCUACCCGCCGGCCAGCGCCCUGUACCCGCACCCCCACCACCAGUCCUCCCACGCGGGGCCGUCCCACCACUCGCACCACUCCCCGUCGUUCCCCCCGCCCCCGCCCCCCGCCUCCUACAUGCACCACCACCACCCGCCCCACCUGCUGCUGAACCCCUCCAAGUUCCACAAGAAGAAGCACAAGCUGCUGCGGCAGGAGCUCCACGGCGGGGGCCGCCCGCCGGUGCUGUACCCGCCCAUGUCCUCGGAGCUCUCCUUCAACUGGCACCACAAACACAAGCACCGCCACAAGCACCGCGAGCGCGCCGGCCAGGACGGGGGCGACGCGGCGGCCGCCAGGGGCCCCGCGGCCGCCCGGGCCGGCGCGGGCCUACCGGAGGGCGGAGCCCCGGGGAGGGCGGAGCUGAGGGCCGGCGGGGCCGCCGGUCUAGCAGAACCCCUGCAGCGGUGCCGCUUCGGACGGGAGUCGGGAGCGGUGGCGGCGGCGGCGGCGGCGGCGGCGGCGGCGGGCGGCGGCGGCAAGCAGACGGUGGCGGCAGCGGCCGCCUCGGCCAACUCGCCCUCGUCCACGUCCUCCGCUUCCUCCUCGGCCGACAAGUACAAGCGCAAGGAGAGCACGGCGUCCUGCCUGGGGCCCUCCAGGCUGGCGCUGGGCGGCGGGGCCGGCGUCCCGCGGGGACAGCCCCGCGCCCCCGACUCCUGGUUCAGGGUGGGCGGCGGCGAGGUGGACUACGGGAAGCUCUCGCGGAACCAGGCGGCCUCGGCGGCGUCCGGCCGCGGGCCCUUCUCGGACGGCCGGCCAGAAGACCCGGCGGGUUGCUCGGACAGCGAGGACGAAGAGGAGGAGGACGAGGACGAGGACGACGAGCCCCUCACGCCAACGGAGGAGGCGGACGCCGGAGGCCCGGACCCCCCGGGACACACCAACCUGUUUGCGUCAGCCCUGACGCGCAACACCCUGAAGGCGGCGGGCCGGAGCAGGAGGCCCGAGGCGGGGGCCCCGGAGGGCCCCGGCUUCGCCCUCCUGGAGCGGCCGCAGAGGAAGGACCGCUCCACCUCGGCGGAGAGGAGGGAGACGGGCUCCUCCGCUGGCCAGACCCAUCAGCCGCCUCUGUUCCACCCGCACGCCACCACUGCCGCCGCCUCGACGCGCCUCUCGCCCUGCCGGGACUACUGCAUGGACCCGCCGCAGUCCCACACAGCGCACCACCACCACCACCACCACCACCAAGGCCAGCCCCACCCCGCCGGCAACACCCCCAAACACAGCCUCCACCACGUCAACAAGAUCCUGCGCGCCAAGAAGCUGCAGAGGCAGGCGCGCACGGGGAACAACGUGGUGAAGAAGCGGGGGCCCGGGCGCCCCCGGAAGUACCCGCUGCCGUCGCCGCCGCCCUCGCCCCCGUCCCCCCCCACGCCGCCGCCGCCGCCGACCACGCCGCUGACCGAGGCGACCCAGAGUCGGCAGCGCGCGGGGGAGAGGGACCGGGUAGGGGGAGGGCCCCUGGCCAGAGGGUGGGAGGGCGACACGGUGACGGACGCCAUCGAGGUAGUGGUCCAGGGCCAACGCAGGAAGGGGCCGAAGAGGAAACACUGGGAGGGAGACGGGGAUGAGGACGAGGACGAGGAGGAGGAGGAGGAGGAGGAGGAGGGGGAGGUGAGGGAGGAGGAGGAGGAGGAGGAGGGGGAGGGAGGACGCAGAGUGGAGAACGUGGGCGGCCUGGUUGCAAGGCCUGCACCCGGGGGAGGAAGAGGCUGGAUCACACCGGAAGACCUCCACCUUUUUCGGGGCUCACUGGAAAGCAAGCCAGAUGGCAACUGCUCCCCGGAACGCCCAGGCACCGUCUCCAGGGAGAAGGCUCCGCCCAUGCCUAUAACCAGCCAACGGGAGAAGAGGCCUGCCAGACCUCCAAAGAAAAAGUUCCAGAAGGCGGGGCUUUACUCUGAUGUGUAUAAGUCUGAUGACCCCCGGAGCCAGCUUCUGCAGCUGAAAAAAGAGAAGCUGGAGUAUAUUCCCGGGGAACAUGAACAUGGCCUGUUCCCCGCACCGAUUCACGUUGGCAAGUACUUAAGACAGAAGCGCAUUGAUUUCCAGUUGCCUUACGACAUCUUGUGGCUGUGGAAACACGACCAGCUCUACAAGAGGCCUGACGUCCCCCUUUAUAAAAAGAUCAGAUCAAAUGUCUACGUGGACGUGAAGCCCCUCUCUGGGUACGAGGUGACCACGUGCAACUGUAGAUCUCCGGACGACCCCACUGAGAAGGCCUGCCUUGACGACUGCUUAAACAGAAUGAGCUUCGCCGAGUGCUCGCCCAGCAUCUGCCCGUGCCGGGAGCAGUGUGACAACCAGCACAUCCAGAGGCACGAGUGGGUCCAGUGCCUGGAGCGCUUCCGCGCCGAGGGCAAGGGCUGGGGCAUCCGCACCAAGGAGGCCCUCCGCUCGGGCCAGUUCAUCAUCGAGUACCUCGGGGAGGUGGUCAGCGAGCACGAGUUCAGGAGCCGCAUGAUGGAGCAGUACUUUGCACACAGCGGACAGUACUGUCUGAACCUGGACAGCGGCAUGGUGAUUGACAGCUACCGCAUGGGCAACGAGGCCCGCUUCAUCAACCACAGCUGCGAGCCCAACUGUGAGAUGCAGAAGUGGUCGGUGAACGGCGUGUACAGGAUCGGCCUCUUUGCUCUCAAGGAUAUGGGCAGCGGCACAGAGCUCACCUACGACUACAACUUUCACUCCUUCAACACAGAAGAACAGCAAGCGUGUGAAUGCGGCUCGGAGAGCUGCCGGGGAAUCAUUGGCGGGAAGAGCCAGCGAAUCAACGGCCUCCCUGGGAAAGCGGGCGGGACCCGACGUCUGGGUCGCCUGAAGGAGAAACGCAAGUCGAAACACCAGCUUAAAAAACGAGAGGAGGAGUCGGGUGACAGCAGCAAACUGUACCCCCACCUCAUGAAGCCCAUGUCUAACAGAGAAAGGAACUUUGUGCUGAAGCACCGGGUGUUCCUGCUGAGAAACUGGGAGAAGAUGCGUGAGAAGCAAGAGCUGCUGAAGAGAGAGGGCGAACGAGACCGGGACGCCAGCAGCCUGUCCAUCUACGCUCGCUGGGGAGGCGUGAUCCGUGACGACGGUAACAUCAAGUCUGACGUCUUCCUGACCCAGUUCUCGGCACUGCAGACGUCGCGCUCGGUGCGCACGCGGAGGCUGGCGGCGGCCGAGGAGAACACGGAGGUGACGCGCACCGCCCGCCUGGCGCACAUCUUCAAGGAGAUCUGCGACAUGAUCACCAGCUACAAGGAUUCGUCCGGUCAGACCCUAGCAGCUCCCCUCGUCAACCUUCCAUCCAGGAAGAGGAACAGCCAGUACUACGAGAAGGUGUCUGAGCCGCUGGACCUGAGCACCAUCGAGAAGCAGAUCCUCACGGGCCACUACAAGACGGUGGAGGCCUUCGACGCGGACAUGCUCAAAGUGUUUCGCAAUGCAGAGAGGUACUACGGCAGAAAGUCCUCGCUGGGCCGCGACGUCAACCGGCUGAGGAAGGCGUACUACAGCGCACGCCACGAGGCCGCCGUGCAGAUCGACGAGAUCGUAGGCGAGACGGCCAGCGAGGCGGACAGCUCUGAUUCGCUGGAUCGCGACCACGCCCACCACGGCGGCUCGCACGACAAGGACGACGACGUCAUCCGCUGCAUCUGCGGGAUGUACAAGGACGAGGGCCUCAUGAUCCAGUGUGAAACGUGCAUGGUAUGGCAGCACUUUGACUGCAUGCGGUUGGAAACCGAGGUGGAGCAUUACUCGUGUGAGCAGUGUGAGCCCCGCCCUUUGGACCGGGAAGUACCAAUGCUGCCCCAGCCCAGCUAUGCCCAGUCCGGCUCGAUGUACUUCAUCUGCUUGCUCCGAGACGAGCUGCUGCUGCACCAAGGCGAUUGUGUGUACCUGAUGAGGGAUAGCAGACGCACCACCGAGGGCCAGCCGAUCAGACAGUCAUACCGGCUCUUGACUCACGUCAACAGAGACAACCUGGACAUCUUCCGCAUUGAAAAGCUCUGGAAGAACGAGAAGGGUGAGCGGUUUGCUUUUGGUCACCACUACUUCCGGCCCCACGAGACGCACCACUCCCCGUCGCGCCGCUUCUACCAGAACGAGCUGUUCCGCAUGCCUCUGUACGAGAUCAUCCCCCUGGAGGCAGUGGUGGGCAACUGCUGCGUCCUGGACCUGUACACCUACUGCAAGGGGCGGCCGAAAGGCGUGAAGGAACAGGACGUGUACAUAUGCGAUUACCGGCUGGACAAGUCGGCCCACCUCUUCUACAAGAUCCACCGCAACCGCUAUCCGGUCUGCACCAAGCCCUACGCCUUCAACCACUUCCCCAAGCGGCUGGCGCCCAAGAGGGACUUCUCGCCCCACUACGUGCCCGACAGCUACAAGAGGAACGGCGGGCGGUCGGCAUGGAAGAGCGAGCGAGACAAAGGCGCCCCCGGCGAUGACGACGGCGGCUCGCCGUGCGACCGCGGCGGCGACGACUUCCCUCCGGAGGCCACCGAAGACGAGCGGGGAGAGGGAGGCGGAGCCGAGGAAGAGGCGGAUCCAACGGCAGGCGACCCCACAGCCCCCAGCGGCAAGCCCCCUAGGGCCGAGCCACGGGGGGGCGAGGCGGGGGCCAACGGAGAGGAGGAGGACGAGGAAGAGGACGAGGAAGAGGAGGACGAGGAAAUGCGGGAGGCGGCGGGCCGAGGGAAGCCGGAGGAGGAGGUUCUGGCGGAGAGGGGCGGGGAGAUGGUGGAGGUCCCUUCGUCGUCGGCCUCGUCGCCGCUGCACCAACACCACCACGUGCUGCUCCACCACCACCACGUUGGGCUGGGAAGGCGGGAGGCGCAGCGCGACAGACUGAACAAGAUCCUGCUGGACCUGCUGCAGCGAACGCCCAGCAAGAACGCCAUUGACGUCACCUACCUCCUGGAGGAGGGGGCCGGCCGGCGGCUACGACGGCGAACCCUCGGCUUUGGUGACUUUGUGUGCAGGAAGUAACACAGGUUAGCUCGCUGUCGGUGAGCGAAAGACGGAGAUACCACGGAGAGACGCAGGGAAAAGGGACGACGAGGCUCCGCUCGGGGGGGGGGGGGGGGGGAAGGAGCGAGCAAGGAGUAGCGACGACCUUGCGUCCUCCGGAGAAACCUUUCAGGUGUAGCUCUCUCCAAACCUGCCAUCUCAGACUCGGAGCGAGAGAUGCGAGGCAGGGAAACUUACAAAGAAACACAAAUGCAGGAUGGGAAGGUUGUCAAUAUGGUUGCCGUUUUUUUCAAGGGGUUCAGGACUACUCAGGGGGAGAAAGGACCCACACUUUGUUUUUCGUUUUUUUCUUCCUUCAUUUUUUUUGGCUUAUUUAAAUAGUAUGAUGCAAACGUUUUUAUUGACAUAGGAAGAGAAACAGAAAACCCACGCACUUACAAUGCAUCAAACGGCCUUUGAGCAUUGUGUGAAAGACUGCAGGCUGCAGGCUGAAGACAUAGGCGUUUACCGUACCAACAAGGGUAAACGAGGAAGGGCGGCCGUUAGAAUUAAGGAUCGAAAAAUGAGAAGUGGUACCGGAACGAAUGACGUGCAGCGGCCCCAGUAGGAUGGCUUCCUGUGACUUGGAACGCUGGAGACCAACUCCCCCUUGUGGGGAAGAGCUGCAAUGAUUCAAAAACAAAACUAAGCUAAUGCCAGAAAGUGUCAGGACUUAAUGAUUAGAAUGCAUAGGAGAAGCAAGUGCGCUUCGGAAGAAUGACAAUAAAAAACGCUGCUGCAGAGCUUGGCGAGGGACACACGGUCGAUGAGGCGGGAAUGAGGUCGGCUCUACUGCACUUUUGGCACUGAGGACAUGGUGAAGCUCGGGCGUAUCUAUAGCGAUGGAAAACACACACUAACGCUCUCGAGAGUCAGCCGAUGUAUUCUGGGGGAAUUCGGCGGAGGGGAAAGCAUAUCUUGCUCUUUUCUUUAAGAUGUGCAGGCAGAAGGCGGUGUCUUGGGCGAAUGACAGUGCGCUUCUUUUUGGUUUUUGUUUUAGUGUCUUGUUGAUUUUUUAAAGUUAUUAUUGAGGCGAGGCGGUCAGCUUUGCCCUUUCUUAUGUGGAAGUAACCUGAUUCACCAGCUAAAUUAUACCAGGCGGUGGAACACUGGCCUUCAUUGUAACGCCUUAGGAACGCCAUGCUCCCCAGACUGGCUUGCGUGCGUGCGUGCGUGCGAGAGUGUGUGUGUGUGCGGGUGUGCAUCCACACUUAUUUAGUGUUUGUACGCUAGAAACCUUGAAGAUAUUGAUUUUUUUUUAACGAGGAAAAAAAUUAAGGGCUUGAUGGCAAUUAACAGUUUUAAGAAAACUAUGAAAACAAUACUCAACAUGAAAUGUAUCGUGGCAGUCAUAUUUUCUUAUAUUCUGUUAGAUGGCGCUGGAGGGGCGGGCGGGGGGGUGUGUACUGUGUUUUGAAAGGGAAUGGACUCCAGUUCCGUUUUCCUCUUCAGAAUACACGAUCCUGGUUGUGCCAUGGUGAAUGUUUAAAAUGUGUGAUAUCCAAUGAGAUUUUUUUUGCCCCUGGAAUGCCUCUGAUAAAAUGGGACCGCAUGUCCCUAUGUGUUAAACUGACAGAGAAUUGAGACAUACAACUGGCUACGAAAGAGAGAGUGGGAGAUAGAGAGAGGUAGAGAGAAGCUGUACAGUGCCAACUUAAUGUACAUAUACAAACUUUACAUGAGGAACGUCUCCAAAAGCAAUAUCUUGAUUAUGGAAUUUUUUUUGGUGUAUUGAACUGUACAGGACUCAGCCCUAAAAUGUAUUAUGAUUAUUCUAAUGAUAAUAUGAUAAUUUCUUCCAUUUGUAUAACUACAAUGAAGACAGUUAAGCUUAAAGGAAAAUGAGAGUUUUGUCCAAAUUCCCACACUUAGCGGUCCUACCCAAGCAACGUAUAUACGUUUUUUGCUGCCUAUAAAUUCCAUCUAUGUACUUGCAUGAACGAGAAGAAUGUCAAAUGGACAUAGAAAGGCACCGGGACAUCAUAGUCCUUGCAAUGGCUUCUCGGUCACAGUAAGGGAUAUUGUUAAUAAUAUUACUUUUAAGGAGUAAAAAGCUCCUUGAUUUUUUGCUGCAAAGUGUUGAACACUAAAAAAACAAACCAACAUAAAAAUGUUAUGAUAUUUUUUAAGAAAGGUGACAGAGAUAAAGAAUACGCUGUCAGCUAGAUAUCAUGUUAUUUUCUUUUUCCUUUAAAAAAACUGAAACGGUUCCGUUUUGUGAUAACAGUCAUUGUAAAAUGCUUGUACUUGUAUUUGUGUAUUUUGUGUGAUUUGUUUAGUUAUUUUUAGACAAUCACAAAAUAAGAUGCAAGCAUUGUAUAUGGCAGACUGGCAGACAUUUUGUGAUGUGUACAGUUUGUCAAAAACUUCUUCCACUCGUUAAAAGUUUGUAAUUAUGAUUAUAAAGUCAUGGAAAAUGCUGUUGGUUUUUACUUUUUUGUUUUAUAUUCUAUUUGUUUUUUGUUUUUUGUUUGUUUUUUAAUAAAAAGCACUACAUUAUUGUGAAUAGA
Molecule: messenger RNA, 11857 nt
Organism: Gadus morhua (Atlantic cod)
Lineage: Eukaryota; Metazoa; Chordata; Actinopteri; Gadiformes; Gadidae
Gene: ash1l
Product: ash1 (absent, small, or homeotic)-like (Drosophila)
Exons: 26
Coding region: 87-9326 (3079 amino acids)
Biological process (GO): regulation of DNA-templated transcription
Cellular component (GO): nucleus; nucleoplasm
Molecular function (GO): histone H3K4 methyltransferase activity; chromatin binding; protein binding
Source: RefSeq, a predicted model, not a curated record